Lodderomyces parapsilosis is the source of this 1026-nucleotide messenger RNA. It is a transcript of the gene THI13, whose product is annotated as 4-amino-5-hydroxymethyl-2-methylpyrimidine phosphate synthase. The transcript has a single exon. The coding region runs from base 1 to 1026 and encodes 341 amino acids. Gene Ontology annotation, biological process: thiamine biosynthetic process. Lineage: Eukaryota; Fungi; Ascomycota; Pichiomycetes; Serinales; Debaryomycetaceae. The record is from RefSeq and is a predicted model, not a curated record.
AUGUCUACUAACAAAAUCACUUUUUUGCUUAACUGGGAAGCAACUCCCUACCACAUUCCUAUCUUUUUAGCUCAAACUAAAGGCUACUUCAAAAGAGAAGGUUUGGAUGUUGCUAUCCUUGAACCAUCCAACCCAUCUGAUGUUACCGAAUUGAUUGGUUCUGGUAAAGUUGACAUGGGCUUAAAGGCUAUGGUUCAUACAUUGGCUGCUAAAGCUAGAGGUUUCCCAGUUACCUCAAUUGGUUCAUUGUUGGAUGAGCCAUUCACCGGUGUUUGCUAUUUGGAAUCGUCAGGUAUCACUACUGAUUUCCAAUCUCUCAAGGGCAAGCGUAUUGGAUACGUUGGUGAAUUUGGAAAAAUUCAAAUAGAUGAAUUGACAAAACACUAUGGUAUGACUCCAGAUGAUUACACUGCCGUUAGAUGUGGUAUGAAUGUUGCAAAGUACAUUUUGGAAGGUAGCAUUGAUUGCGGUAUUGGUAUUGAAUGUAUCCAACAAGUUGAAAUGGAAGAAGCUUUGAAAAAGCAAGGAAAGAAUCCGAAUGAAGCCAAGAUGUUGAGAAUUGAUAAAUUGGCUGAAUUAGGAUGCUGUUGUUUCUGUACUAUCUUGUACAUUGCCAAUGACAAAUUUAUUGCUGAAAACCCGGAAAAAAUCAGGGCCUUCUUGAAAGCUAUCAAGUCUGCCACUGAUUUCGUCUUGGCAAAUCCUCAACAGGCUUGGGAAGAGUACGGUAACUUUAAACCCCAAAUGACUUCUGAAUUGAACAAAAAGAAGUUUGAAAGAUGUUUUGCAUACUUUUCCGAUUCUUUGUACAAUGUUCACCGUGAUUGGAACAAGGUUAACAACUAUGGUAAGAGAUUGGAAAUUUUGCCAGAAGACUAUAAGCCAAAUUACACCAACGAGUACUUGUCAUGGCCAGAGCCAAAAGAGGUUGAGAACCCAACAAAGGCUCAAGAGCUCAUGCUCAAGCAUCAAGAGGAAUGUAAGGCCUGUGGUGGUUGUAGAAGAUUAGUUCUCACUGGUGUUUAG